Molecule: messenger RNA, 2270 nt
Organism: Thamnophis elegans (Western terrestrial garter snake)
Lineage: Eukaryota; Metazoa; Chordata; Lepidosauria; Squamata; Natricidae
Gene: BRSK1
Product: BR serine/threonine kinase 1
Exons: 20
Coding region: 1-2160 (719 amino acids)
Biological process (GO): protein phosphorylation; intracellular signal transduction; microtubule cytoskeleton organization
Cellular component (GO): cytoplasm
Molecular function (GO): ATP binding; protein serine/threonine kinase activity; tau-protein kinase activity
Source: RefSeq, a predicted model, not a curated record
AUGUCCGGUGGCAAAGAAGCAGGUGGGGUCCACCCUUACCAGUCGCAACAGAGCCAGCAACAUGCUCAGUAUGUGGGGCCCUAUCGGCUGGAGAAGACUCUGGGGAAAGGGCAGACUGGUCUGGUGAAGCUGGGCGUACACUGCAUCACAGGGCAGAAAGUUGCCAUUAAGAUAGUGAACCGGGAAAAGCUUUCUGAGUCUGUACUGAUGAAGGUGGAACGGGAAAUUGCUAUUCUGAAGCUGAUUGAACACCCUCACGUACUCAAACUUCAUGAUGUCUACGAGAACAAAAAAUACUUGUACCUCGUCUUGGAACAUGUCUCAGGAGGUGAACUUUUCGAUUACUUGGUGAAGAAAGGCCGUCUGACCCCCAAGGAAGCCAGGAAGUUUUUCCGACAAAUUGUCUCAGCUUUGGAUUUCUGUCACAGCUAUUCUAUAUGCCACCGAGACUUGAAACCUGAGAAUUUAUUGCUGGAUGAGAAGAACAACAUUCGGAUUGCAGAUUUCGGCAUGGCCUCCCUGCAGGUCGGAGACAGCCUGCUGGAAACAAGUUGUGGUUCUCCUCACUAUGCAUGUCCAGAGGUGAUUAAGGGGGAGAAGUACGAUGGACGUCGCGCGGACAUGUGGAGUUGUGGUGUCAUCCUCUUCGCCCUCCUGGUGGGGGCGCUACCCUUUGAUGAUGACAAUCUACGGCAGCUUUUGGAAAAAGUGAAACGUGGGAUUUUUCACAUGCCCCAUUUCAUUCCGCCAGACUGUCAGAAUCUCCUGCGGGGCAUGAUUGAAGUGGAGCCAGAGAAACGUCUCAGUCUGGAACAGAUUCAGAAACACCCAUGGUUCUUGGGAGGAAAGAAUGAACCAGAACCAGAACAACCAAUCCCUCGGAAGGUAGCGAUCCGGCGGAUUCAGUCAGUCAGUGAGCUGGACCCUGAUGUGUUGGAUAGCAUGCACUCGUUGGGAUGUUUCCGUGAUAAGAACAAGCUAAAGCAGGAACUGCAAAAUGAAGGAGAAAAUCAGGAGAAAAUGAUUUAUUACCUUCUGCUUGACCGCAAAGAGAGAUACCCCAGCUGUGAGGAUGAGGACCUGCCUCCACGCAAUGAUGUUGACCCUCCUCGAAAGCGAGUUGACUCCCCUAUGCUGAACCGACAUGGCAAACGCCGACCUGAGCGGAAGUCCAUGGAAGUCUUGAGUGUCACAGAUGGUGGGUCUCCAGUCCCAGCCCGACGGGCCAUAGAGAUGGCACAACACAGUCAGAGGUCUCGAUCUGUAAGUGGUGCUUCCACUGGCUUAUCUUCUAGUCCCCUCAGUAGCCCCAGGGUUACUCCCCACCCCUCCCCUCGGGGAAGCCCCCUCCCCACUCCGCUCGGCACUCCUGUGCACACGCCUAAAGAGAGCCCCAGCGGCACUCCGUGCGGGACGCCCCCGAGCAGUCCUGGUGUGGCCGGCGUGGCAUGGAAAACCCGCUUGAACUCUAUCAAGAACAGCUUCCUUGGUUCCCCACGCUUCCAUCGUCGGAAACUGCAAGUUCCCACACCAGAAGAAAUGUCUAGUCUUACACCAGAAUCAUCCCCAGAGCUUGCCAAGAAAUCCUGGUUUGGAAAUUUUAUCAACUUAGACAAAGAAGAACAAAUUUUUGUGGUCAUCAAAGACAAACCCCUGAGUUCCAUCAAGGCUGAUAUUGUACACGCCUUCCUCUCAAUCCCCAGCCUGAGUCACAGCGUUAUAUCCCAAACAAGCUUUCGGGCCGAAUAUAAAUCAUCGGGGGGGCCCUCCGUCUUCCAAAAACCUGUUAAGUUCCAAGUUGACAUCAGCUACUCCGAGGGGGGAGAGGCACACAAGGACAGUGGGAUCUACUCAGUCACCUUCACCCUCAUCUCAGGUCCCAGCCGUCGGUUUAAGCGGGUUGUGGAAACGAUUCAGGCACAACUACUCAGCACACAUGACCAGCCUUCUGUGCAAGCCCUUGCAGGGAAGACUGACGAAAAGAAUGGGCAGCAGCUCCGUUUCCCAGGCACCCCAACCCGCAGCUGCCAGCCAUCUCGCCGCUCUGAAUCAGACAUCCCAACCGAACAACAUCGACAUGGCUCCAAAGACAAGAAGCUUGUCUCCUCUAAUGGGACUCAGGUCCAGCAACCACAAACUCCGUCCCCACAGCAGCCAUGACAUAUGGAGCAGGAGAGCAGCACGUGGGUGGCUGGGGGGGAAAAAGCAGCUGAAAGAAGCCACCUCCAGCCCCCUGGAAAUAGCUAAAGCCACCCCUAAUGGACAGGAGG